Molecule: messenger RNA, 1656 nt
Organism: Solea solea (common sole)
Lineage: Eukaryota; Metazoa; Chordata; Actinopteri; Pleuronectiformes; Soleidae
Product: CAP-Gly domain-containing linker protein 4
Exons: 8
Coding region: 89-1009 (306 amino acids)
Source: RefSeq, a predicted model, not a curated record
GUCAGUGAGCUCUGUGCUCUACACCGCAGCGUUCACCCUGGACCAGGACAGAGGCCCAGUGAGCAAACAUGGGAGCCACUGUUUUGUGAUGAACUCACAUGGGAUUAUUUCCUCCCAAUCUGCAGUUCAGCUUCAGGCCAAGUCAGGAAAAUGCUUCAACAUGACAGCUUAUAUCCUGUGGAAUGUGUGUAUGUGGACACUCAAGGGGAUUCUGUGCACCUGCAGGUUCCUGUGGAUUUGCCCGUACAAUGCAAUCAAAUUCUUACCGAGGGAACAACGCGUUACAGAGGAGAGACAGGUUGUAGUGACUUUGUCAGGUUUUGAGAGGAAAGGGACUGCAGCCAUACCUGGAAGCCCUGACCGCACGACUGCCCUCACUAAGAGACUGACCAAAGCCGAAAAAGACAUCUUGUCUCUCAAGACCAGGAUUGCCUGUGAGAGAGCGUCAUGGGAACGGAGGUUCGCCUCACUGCAAAGAAAACAGGAAGAACUACGUAAUCAGCCGGCCCCUGAGGCUGGAGGGACCAGCGGUGAUGACCUGGGCGAGUCAGGAGUGGACAAUGGAGACAUGUUUGAGGAGUGCUCAAGUGGUCUCUCGAGAUAUAAGUGUCAGCACUGUGGCUCCUGUGGGAGAAGUUCAUCAGACUGCCAGUUAUCUUCAUCCUCAGCACUGAGCUCGAGACUGGCUUCCUCCUCAUCUUCAGCGUCCAGUAUGAGAUCAUGGAUGACAUCCCCAGGGCCUCACCGGGUUUUUAUCCCUCACUCCCCCAUGGACCUGCAGCUGGGUCACCGGGUCAGGUUCAUGCUUCCGUCUGGACGGAUCAGCACAGGAACAAUCUGUUUCCUGGGUCACCUGCAGGGGGAGGCAGAUCUCCACCUUGGUGUGGAGCUGCAGACUCCUGAUCACGGGUUGCAUGACGGCAGCCACAAGGGACACAGCUACUUUGAAUGUAAACCUGGUUAUGGAGCCUUUGUACCUUUCCACAAACUACUGAUGGCCUGGGAAUGAGCGAAAACAAGCUCGGAAUGAAAUAGAGAGCCAACAGCCAUGGACAUGAUUCCUUAUUAUAAUGAGACUUAUGUACAUACAUUAAAGCAAAACAGAUAAUAAUACAAAUAUGAUGUCAUCAGACAUGGUGGCGGGAGAGGAAUAUUACAGUGUCACGACUUCACAGAGAAAGAUGGAAUUCGAAACAUGAAGUCAGACUUCAGAAAGCUAUAGAUGUUGAAAACCUGCUCAGGAGUGAGACUAAAACAUUUUUCCCAUGUGUGUUUGACUCCUGGAGAAAUGUGGGGAGGGACUGAAUGAAUUUACAAUAAAUGUUACAUAUAAUGCUAAAUAUUACAUGUAUACUGUGAUGUGUAAAGGAACAGCAGCAGGUUAGUGACAUCUAAUGGUGAGACUGCAGAUUGCGACUCACAACAGGCACUGAAGGUGGCCUUCACAUUCCUGAAAAUAUAUAAUUCUAUGAAACAUUCUUUGGCUGGUUUGAUCUGGUCAAGACGGGCGGCGUAAAGGCGUAUUCUUAGGCUAUAAAAGCAAAAUUAUUUUUUAUUUUAAAGUGAUUAUACACUUAAUGGGGAAACAAACCUCCUCUUCUGAGGGUAACUCUGCCCAAUGCCUGAUUUUGAAGAAUGCCAUGAAGUGGGGUGAGA